CGACACUCCUCCUCGGAUGGCGGAUCUGGUGGACACCGCUGCCGGCUGUGUCGGUGCCACAGCCUGCACGCUCGGCGGCCUGCCGUUCGACGUCGCCAAGGCGCGGCUCCAGGCGGGCGGCGCGGGCCACGCCUACAGCGGCCUCGCCGACUGCCUCCUCACCACGGCAAGGACCGAGGGGGCGCUCGCCCUGUACCGCGGGAUGGUGCCGGCGCUCUCCUCUGCGCUUGCGGAGAACUCGGUCGGCAUCACCGUCCAGCGCUCUCUCCGCCGCGCGCUCGGCGUCGACGACGGCGGCCAGCGGCCGUCGGUCGGCACUGAGCUCGGGCUCGGCGCUGUCACGGGCGUCUUCACCUCGGUGGCGAUCUGCCCGUUCGAGGUGCUCAAAGUGCGCCUGCAGCUCAACCACGACCUCGUCGACGCGGGUCCCGCCGCCCUGCUGCGCGAGCUCCGCAGCCUGGUCGGCAGCGAGGGCCUCUCCGGCCUCUACCGCGGCAUCGGCUCGCUCGUGUGUCGCGACGUGCCGUACAACACGCUCUUCUACGGCUCGUACGAGUCGCUCUGCACGCUCUUCAUGCGGCUGACGGGAGUGCAGCGCAAGGAGGAGCUGGCGACGGGGUGGGUCUUCCUCUCCGGCGGGCUCGGAGGCUGCAUCGGCUGGUCGCUCGUGCUGCCCUUCGACGUUGUCAAGACGCGUGUGCAGUCGGGCGCGGAGAGCCGCGCCCUCCCCCUCGUGCGGAGGAUCGUCGCGACGGAGGGCGUGCAGGGCCUCUUCCGCGGCUGGACGGCGGCGGUGGUGCGCGCCUUCCCCGCGAACGCGUGCCUCUUCCUCGGCGUCGAGGUCACCACCCGGCUGCUGCGCCCCGCAACCUCACGGCGCGACGCGACGGCCGUGCCGCCUCCGCCGCCCGCGGUGCCCGCGGUGCCGGCCGCAGGAGCGGGAGCCGUGGCGGCGCUGUCUCCUCGUGAGGAGGGGAGGGCGUGAGGGGCGUCGAAUUCGGGGCUCCGGGAGCGUCAAGGCGCGCCGGCAGCGCCACCGCCAGCCACAGCACCCCUGUCGCGACUCGGCCGAGACGAGCGCCGAGCGGGCAGAGAGAGCCUGCCCGCGUCGGCGCCGCGCAGGGCGCAGCCCUUGCGCCUUGGUUUCGCGCGCAGUCUUCAACCAACACAACAGACAACUCAGACACAACUCUAAUAUAUAUUGCAUGAUAGACUCGUACUGCAUGAACGUCAUGAACUUGCGUGUUUUGUCUUGUGAAUUUAAUCUCGAUUCUCGUUGAC
Molecule: messenger RNA, 1281 nt
Organism: Emiliania huxleyi CCMP1516
Lineage: Eukaryota; Haptophyta; Isochrysidales; Noelaerhabdaceae
Exons: 2
Coding region: 17-985 (322 amino acids)
Biological process (GO): mitochondrial L-ornithine transmembrane transport
Molecular function (GO): L-ornithine transmembrane transporter activity
Source: RefSeq, a predicted model, not a curated record